Molecule: messenger RNA, 1797 nt
Organism: Phoenix dactylifera (date palm)
Lineage: Eukaryota; Viridiplantae; Streptophyta; Magnoliopsida; Arecales; Arecaceae
Product: FCS-Like Zinc finger 8-like
Source: RefSeq, a predicted model, not a curated record
CCAGAAAAAGGGGGGAGAGAGAGAGGGAGGGGGUGGGGGGAGAGCAGUACUGUGCAAGCUUCAUACCUUUGUCAACCUUUUUUUUACUGCACCUGGCUCUCUCCUCAGCCUCUGUCUGAGAGGCAUCUCAGAUACAGUGAGAGAGAGAGAGGAGGAGGAGAGAAGACGAAGGAAUCUCUUGUUCUCUAGGCGGGAGGAGGAGAGUAGGUUUGAGAUAAUGCUGAGGCAGAGGAGCAGGCCGGUGCAGAGGGAGCAAAGAAAAGACCACCUGAUGCCUGAUGGCCGGAUGCAAAGGGCCAGGAGCACCUCCUUCUUCAGCGCCCCCGGCCUCUUCGUGGGGUUCAGCGCCAAGGGCUCGGCAGAUUCGGAAUCAGCGAGGAGCCCUACCUCUCCCUUGGACUACAAGCUCUUUUCCAAUCUGGGCAGCUCCUUCGUGAGGUCCCCGAGAUCACCAGGCCCUGAGGGGCAGCCGAGGAGCUGGGACUGCCCCAGGGUGGGCCUUGGCCUCGUGGAUUCUCUCAACGACGAGUCCAAGGCGGGCGGCAGGGUGCUGGGGUUCUCCGAGACCAAGAACAUACUGCUUGGGUCACAGCUGAGGAUUAACAUCCCAACCCCCAAAACCCUGCCUGAGAUCGUCUGGGUUUCUGCACAAGCUCACGUAGGAUCGCCUUCCUCCCGAUCCGGCUGCUCGAAACUGGCCGUGGGAUCCGAAGGAGCCGAAUUGGAGCCUGGGGAGUUCGGAAAAACUCGAUCUUGGUCCGCCGAUAUCGGUAGAUCAUCACUUCCCUUGGCUCGUUUUGUGUACCGUAGUCCCAAGUCCAGUUCUGAAUUUUUUCCAUCCGAUUCGAAGAAUUCCGCACCGGAUGCUUCUCGAUUAGUUAGCAAGCCCAUCAAUUUUGACAAUUUGUCGGGGUCUCUCCCGAUAUCCCUUGGCUCCUCUCAUGGAUUCAUCUCUUCUCUCUCCGCGAGCGAGAUCGAGCUCUCGGAGGACUAUACCUGCAUAAUUUCCCAUGGUCCUAACCCUAAGACGACGCACAUUUUUGGGGAUUGCGUUCUUGAAAGCCACCCGAUUCAGUCGCCGGAUUCUAAGAAUAAGCUUGGAAAAGAGGGGGGAGGCUCAUCUUGGCUGGUCAAGUGCCCCGUGGAUUCGCCGCCCUGCCCCUCCAAUGAUUUCUUGAGCCACUGUUUCUCUUGCAACAAGAAAUUGGAGGGGAAAGACAUCUACAUGUAUAGAGGUGAGAAAGCAUUCUGUAGCUGCAAUUGCCGCGAGCAGGAAAUUUUGAUUGAAGAGGAAACGGAGAAGCCUACAGCUGAUUGUUACGAUGCUUCUGAUUCAUCAUUUCAUGAGGAUAUUUUCCUUGCCGGGAUGGUCGUGGCGUCGUAGGCUGGGGGAUUGAUUGAUGAGUCCCAACCCAUUAGUCUUUGAGUGGUGAGUCUCCAAGGUAAACAAUUCGAUCAUCUGUUUAUGAAGAGCUGUUUGUGUGAGUCUGUAGCAGCCAUGGAUGAUCACCAUGUACAUUCAUCUGUUUGCUGGUGUUUGUUUCGGCACUCAUGGUGAUAUUGGUGGGUUGUGGCUGGAUAUUGCCCUCUUUUUUUUUUCUCCCUCUUUUGCCUGGGAUUUGCAUUAUGGAUAAGCUUUCCAUUCUCUUAUAGUUUUGGUCGGAAGGGGCGUUAGAGACUGCAUGGGCUCCCUAUUUUUUUUCCCUUUCUUCAUUCCCUCCCUUGCAGCAGUUAAUGUAAUAUCUCCAUGAACCUUAUAAGCUAAUGAGUAUGAGCCAUUUUUAGGUAUGUUAUAUA